AUAGUGGCAUGUUAUUGCUUGUAGUAGCAACACAGAAACACACACACAAUAGUGCCUUGUGUCAUUCCUUACGCGUUAUUAAAUAUACAACUGUGGUUCAUUCGUUUGUUUAUCGCUCGUGCAGGAAUGGCGGAACAGAUCACGAGAGAAGAUGCGUUGACACGGGAGGGCCACAGACACGCGUGUCACAUUAUGUUGUACGGAGACUCUAGUGCCAAACUCUUCGGGAAAAUCCCAAUCAAACAUAUAGUACUGAUGCAGAUGCGUUUUGAUGGCUUGCUCGGUUUCCCAGGGGGAUUGGUGAACCCGUCUGAGGAGACGCUGGAGGCGGGGCUUAUCAGAGAGCUCCACGAGGAAGUGGGCGUGGCUGUGCCUGUGGGCGUGGACAAUCACGUGUCCUCUUGCCUUUCUCCAUCCUGUCCUCGGCUCAUCACACACUUCUACAUCAAGAAGAUGGCAGAGCCAGAGCUGAAAGAGCUAGAGAGAGCAGCUGUAGCUACAGCCACAGACCAUGGUUUAGAGGUGUUAGGUAUGGUCAGAGUGCCGCUCUACUUUCUCAAGAAUGGAGGUGGUCUCCCUUAUUUCCUGUCCCACUCGUUCAUCAGUAACUCUCGGGCCCAGCUGCUCUCUGCCCUGCAGAGCUGCGGGCUGUUGUCCCAGGGGGAGCUGGAGAAGGCUGUGAGACAGGCUCAGCAGAUGAGACGCACACACAGUGGUGAUCCACACUGACAUCAGUUUACACAGCGGUGUCUUUUCACCCCUGGGCCACAGCUACAUCAUUAGCCCAACCCCCCAUUGCCUGUAGAAACUCCCUCUUGUCCUCACCCUACCCUCCGUUCCUGAUUCAUCCAUAUACAGCAUGUACUAUCUGUAGAUAUCCUGUGUCACAGAGGUUCAAAGCUGUUUAAAAUGCCUUAACUGUUAAUCAAAAUUGUACUAACAAAGUGAGACUACAUUCACUUAAGGGGAAAUGUUAUUAUUUGGAAGUAUCUUUAUGUCCAUAUUUGGACAUACCCUGGGAUGUUGCAAUAAUUAUACCUCAUAACAAUUAAAUUUGUUGUUAAUAUGAACCCAUAUAAUUUGCAUAUGCAAAUGCAUAAUAUAUUAUAUUAUUUAUGAAGAGUAAGAAUCCAAUAUGCCAUACUUUUUGUCGAAUUUAUCAGAUCUGUUUAUGAGAGUUAGUUAUUUGCAAGAGAAAUUGGGCGUGCUGGUUUGACUAGUAAACAGAAGACCGCAUAUAAGACUUCGGUUUCGGAGGUUUUUCGCAAACUUGUAUCAAAGCUAAGGUUUUAAUCACAGCACACUUGCAGUACUUAAAAAUGACCACAGAGUUGCGCUGCCAGACUUCCCCUUAUUAUCAGCUUUAUAAUUUUAAAGUUACAGUGUGUAAUUUCAGAGUCACUUGUUUCAAUUGUAAUAAUAUUUAACGGAAUUGUUUUUCUAAUCUGCCAUUGGUUAGCAAACAGACAGUCCCGUCAUAAACUCAUGGCAUUGGUUGCACCAGUGUUGCAGAUCUAGGAAUUCACCGCUAGCAUGAUGGGCUUUAAUAAAAAUUGUCUGUCUGUACAGUAGAAAUGCAAUUAAAGAAAAAUCCGUUUUCACAAAAGCCCUGAAGGCGACAAAAAAUGGGAAUUUCUUGGUGCAAGUUACACAGAAAACAAUUGUUCAUAUACUACAGACACUGUAACAUUACAAAUUGUCAAACUUACCCUUUAACAAUUUUAUUUAUUCUAAGUAUUUACUAUGUUAUAUAUAUCUAUAUAAAAGUAAAGGGUCUAAAUGUUUAAGAUCAGUCUCUUAUUGAAAAUGUUUCUAGUUUGCUUUGUUCCCAUUCAAUCUGUACUUUUUAUUACAAACUAUAUUAAGUAUUGUAGUGAACUAAAAAUAAUCCUAGUAUUUGCUUUGUUCCUCUUUUGCUUUAAUGGCAGCAGCACUCAAAUUUCAUGAACUCUACAGGUAUGUGUGAAACCUGAACAUCGUGUUCUCUAGCAUGAUUUGAAAAUAAUCUAAAGAGCAUUUUGAGAUUCAGUUGAAGCAAAAUAUCUGUUCAAAAAGUCACUUGAUUCAAUGCCAACAAUUUCCUUAAACAUUAAUUAAAAUAUUUCCCAUUUAUUAACUUUUCUGGUUUAAUAUUUUUUAAAUAAACGUCCUUUUUAUGAUUGAUUCUGAAUCUCAGCAUCGACUGUGGUUUCAGAGAUUUGAACCCCACUUUGUGAUCUAUGCACACGUGUCUAUGUGGUCUGUUUAUGUCGUUGCUACAUUCUGCAGUCCAUCAGCAUCUCUGAACAGCAGCUUUGAUGAUGUGUUCAUCAGACCACAGCAGGUGAAAUCAGCUUUGUAAUCACCACUCAGCAUUCGUUUGCAUCGCUGCAUGUGCAGUUUUGAGUGUGUGAGCCUAUGAGUACGCAUAUGAAGCCAUAGACAUGAAGUAGGUCAAAGCUGUGAGGACUGACUGACCAAGUGGAAACUGAACUGUCCUUAGGGAGGACGGGCCGGGGUAGUAAGGCUUGAUGCAGGAAGAGGAGCAAGUGUAGAACCAAUGGUAUCAGAGGCAGCAAUAACAAACUGCUUACAUGUUUGCUACAUGCUGGGCCAUAUAAAUCGCUUCUCGUAUUGCACAAAUCUGACAACCUGCUAUAAUGUUUCCAAGUCACAUCAUGGCUUCCCCCCAGCCACCCACACAGUGGAGUCGCCUUUCCAAGCACUCAUGGGUGGGGUGAUGCUUCCCGUAGACCAUUCAUUUGCCACAAGGGAACUGGAGCAUGUGCAACAAUCCUUAUCACAGCUUUUAUAUCCAUGAUUUUGUAAGUCUUUACUGACCAACUACACACAUAUAGUUUAUGUUCACUGGAUGCAUAUACGGUUUUAUUAUAUGUGCACUCUGUUUAAUAGUGCUGCCGCUGCACUGGAUUUCUCUUUAGGGAUCAAUAAUCAUCACUCUUUUUAUAUGUGGUGAGAUUGGGCGGCACUGCAGCUGUAGAUGUUUUGUUCAGCUGUGUGUGCUUCUGUCUGGUUUCAUAUGUAAAUAUAUAUUGUGUGUGUGUGUGUUUUAUAUUAUAGGAUUUAAGAGGCUUAAUUUCUCUUUAUUUGUCACAUCCUGAGGAUUUUAUAGUAAGAGAAAGAGAGAACACAGGCUUAACACGAGAGAGGAAGGAAACAAGCACAGGAAAGAUGGGGGAGGUGAAGGGUUUGAAAUUCUCUGUGCACCUUACAAAACUCAAGAUAGGCAUCUUACUGUACAGUUGGCCAGAAAUAUUGAAUUAUUCAUAUUUAACCACAAAAUGUAAACCAUUACAUUGCUACAUUUACAGGUACAUCUCAAUAAAUCAGAGUGUG
Carassius auratus (goldfish) is the source of this 3336-nucleotide messenger RNA. RefSeq names its product U8 snoRNA-decapping enzyme. Gene Ontology annotation, molecular function: snoRNA binding; phosphodiesterase decapping endonuclease activity. Gene Ontology annotation, cellular component: nucleus. Gene Ontology annotation, biological process: sno(s)RNA catabolic process; mRNA catabolic process. Lineage: Eukaryota; Metazoa; Chordata; Actinopteri; Cypriniformes; Cyprinidae. The record is from RefSeq and is a predicted model, not a curated record. Bases 127 to 729 code for a protein of 200 amino acids. The transcript is spliced from 4 exons.